AUGUCAGGGCUCAAACCCAUUAUCUUUUACGAUUUCUCCAGCAUAGUGCAGGGUAAACCAUGGUCUGUAGCCACGAUGCAAACAAGAUAUUGUCUUACCUUCAAGCGCCUACCCUUCCAGACCGUCUGCCUCGAGUUUCCGGAAAUCAAGCCAUUCUACGAGCAGCAUUCUCUUGCACCCACCACCUUGCGUAGCAUCAAUGGAACCCUAACGCCUGUGCACACGCUCCCUGUCAUCAUGGAUCCAAAUACGAAUAGGUUGAUCACAGAUUCCUUUGCGAUUGCGCAGUACCUUGAUGAGCAAUACCCCGAUACACCAAAAGUGCUGCCAGACAACACAGCCGCGCUGGUGUGCGCCUUUCUCACUGCAUUCCAUAACGUCAUAAAGGAUAUCAUCGUGCUGGGCAGUUUUAGAGGUGCUCAGAAACUCAAUCCCAAGAGCAAGGAAUAUUAUAUCCGUACUCGGGUGGAGCGAUUUGGCAUUCCAUGGGAGCAGUUUGCAACGCCCGAGAGAAGAGAGAAACAGUGGAAUGCGCUGCGUGCUGCGUGCAAUACUGUAGACGGAUGGUAUGCAACUAGCAGUAGUCAAUUCAUAUUGGGGGAUACGCCGUGUUUCGCUGACUUCGUAGUUGCGGGACUAUGCAAGUGGGUACAGUAUUGCUUUGAGAACCAGGAGUGGGAAGAACUGAAGGGCUGGAACGGAGGGCGGUGGAGGAGACUGGUGGAGGCGACUGACAAGUAUCUUGAUUGUUCGAGGUAG
Molecule: messenger RNA, 759 nt
Organism: Suillus bovinus
Lineage: Eukaryota; Fungi; Basidiomycota; Agaricomycetes; Boletales; Suillaceae
Exons: 2
Coding region: 1-759 (252 amino acids)
Source: RefSeq, a predicted model, not a curated record